UCCCUUCUCGCUACAUCUAGUGACUGACACAGAGGAAGGGGAGCGUAUAAAAAUGAAGUGAGGCGGUCAGGGAAAUCACAGCCACAGCGAGCACUGAGAAGGCGACACAGCACCAUAGAUCUACUGCAAGAAACACAGCACAAGAAUGCAAUCCACGAAAAGCAACCCAAGAGAUGCCACUGGCAGUGAUCUGUCUGACCAAAUAAAAGCAGCCACCAAAGACAGUCAUGUCAGAGCUGAGAACACACAACUGAUGCUCAACUACCAGAAAGGACAGAUCACGCAAACACAGUAUAAGCUCCUGCUGUGUUCUCUUUAUGAGAUCUACAGAGCGCUGGAGGAAGAGCUGGACAGGAACGCCGCUCAUCCUGCGGUUCAGCCCAUCUACUUCCCUCAGGAGCUGGCCAGACUGGAGUCUCUGGAGCUGGACCUGGAGCACUUCUUCGGACCCCACUGGAGGAAGAGAGUAACAGUGCCUGCCGCCACUCACAGAUACACCCAGAGACUGAGAGAGAUUGGCAAGAACAGCCCGGAUCUCCUGGUGGCUCAUGCAUAUACGCGCUAUCUUGGUGAUUUGUCAGGAGGACAAGUGCUGGGCAAAAUUACCCAGAAAUCUUUGGGACUGAGUGGCAACAAGGGAAUUCUGUUCUUCUCGUUUCCUGGAGUGUCGAGCCCCAACAGAUUCAAGCAGCUGUACAGGAGCAGAAUGAACAGCAUUGAGUUAACAGAGCAGCAGAGACAGGAAGUGCUGGACGAGGCCACUAGAGCUUUUGAGUUCAACAUCGAGGUUUUUGAUGAUCUUCAGAAAAUGCUGAGCAUCACAGGGGAAGCUUCAAGUGACAAAGGAAAUAAUGCCGCAACCAAAACCUUCUCCAGCUCUCCAGUGCUGCAGUUCGCAUUGGGUGUGGGAAUCACUUUGGCAACUGUUGGAAUGGGAGUUUAUGCUUUUUAAUCACAUUUUUCGACCACUUUUUAACAUCUUAAUACUAUGACGAGGUCAAAUCUACAGGCUAAUCUUUUAAAAACACUAAUCAUGGAUAUUAUAAAACAUGCACCCAGUAAUAAAUCAGAUGCAUCAAGUAAUUUUAAAAAAGUGAAUUCUCAAAUAGAUUUAGAAAACAAGUAUCAUGUUAACACUCUCAGAUUUUUAAAAAGCACCUUUGCCUUUGUAACUGCUUUCGAUGUAUUUCUGUGAAAUGCAAUAAAGCUAUUUUUUACAUUCAA
Molecule: messenger RNA, 1224 nt
Organism: Cyprinus carpio (common carp)
Lineage: Eukaryota; Metazoa; Chordata; Actinopteri; Cypriniformes; Cyprinidae
Product: heme oxygenase
Biological process (GO): heme oxidation; heme catabolic process; response to oxidative stress
Molecular function (GO): heme binding; heme oxygenase (decyclizing) activity
Source: RefSeq, a predicted model, not a curated record